AUGGUAAUUACUUUACCUUCAAGAAAGCCAUCAAUUUGGCCAAAAUUCAGCGACAACAUCAAAAACUUUGGUGAUGUUAACCAUGAUGAAUGUGAAGCGAGGAAAAAGGUGUUUCUACCUGAUAAGACGCUGAAUUCUGAUAAGAGCUUAGUAUCGGAAGUUGAAGCAAGGAAGAAGAUAGAUUCCGUGAAGAAACGUGCAACUUUGAUGGAUUUGUACGAUAAAUACAAAGACAAGAAGUUAUCUAAAGUAAAUGAAGGUAGUCAAAAUGGAAGGUUUGAUAUUGGAAAUGGUAAUGGAUUUGAAUCUACAGGAGUGAGGAAUGGUGUUUGUGGAAGAAGUAAAACUCCAGUUCAUUUUGAAGGUAUUGGCGAGAGUAUGCCUUUAAAAUCAGAAGGCUCGGAAAACAAAAUCAAUAGUUUUCUACGAAAAACAUCGAAAGUCAAUACAACUUCACCUAAAAUUUAUCGAAGCAAUUCGAAAACCAACGGAUUAUCAGUAAAACUUACUAGAACUUCUUCAAAACUUGGUUUAUCAUCUAAAAUCAACCGAAACCCAUCAAAAGUUAUUGGAAUGUCACCAAAGAUUGACCGAAGCUUAUCAAAGCUAAACUCUAGUUCAACUAAACUCAACUACAAAAGUCCAAGAACGGUGUCUCGAACAUUGUCUUCACGUUCAAGCUUCAAAAAGUCGCCGGGAAUGAGUUCACAGCGCUACAAUCAACUUCGUGUGACUCAAUUGGGCCGCCGAUUGCCUAAAAGGGUGAGUUUGCAUUUUGUGCGAACGUUUCUGGAACGACGAGAACGCUUUUUAUCUUGGGAAUGUUUUGAGGAACGUUGCAAUUUUAUUGGGAAUGAGGUAGAGGUGUUAAUGGGCUUGAAAGUUUGUUAA
Molecule: messenger RNA, 891 nt
Organism: Bursaphelenchus okinawaensis
Lineage: Eukaryota; Metazoa; Nematoda; Chromadorea; Rhabditida; Aphelenchoididae
Source: the annotation of a GenBank genome assembly